Messenger RNA from Suillus paluster, 3950 nucleotides. RefSeq lists its product as uncharacterized. Gene Ontology annotation, biological process: positive regulation of TOR signaling. Bases 60 to 3758 code for a protein of 1232 amino acids. Gene Ontology annotation, molecular function: protein binding. The transcript has 13 exons. The record is from RefSeq and is a predicted model, not a curated record. NCBI's taxonomy places the organism in Eukaryota, Fungi, Basidiomycota, Agaricomycetes, Boletales, Suillaceae.
CCUUCGAUUUUCGCCUAAGCGGGGUGUUGAGUCGUCGACGCGGACGACGAACUCGGGAUAUGCAAUCAACAGUCCCCAGACGUGCGUCGACGCUGAACUCCGCAGUACCGUUGUCCCUCAUAGGUUAUACGGCGGACCUAUACUCGGACUCACGCAAGCACGGAUACCAGGGACCAGUGAGAAGUGUCCGCUCGCACCGUGCAACCACCAAUGGUGGAGGAACCAUAGCAAAGAGUGAAGAUGGUCUAAGAUGUGUUGUUGCAGGACGAGAAUCCCUGCGCAUCUUGCGUCUGUCUGAUCCAGAAGAUCCUGCCAAUAAUGACCAUAAGGCUUCCAUCGGUCGCGGUGGGCAUCGUAUCGAAGCGUCGCGGAACAUAUGGGAUGGAAGUGGCUUAAAGAUUGAUAGUGCAAGCACUGAUGUUGCCUGGUGCCAUGGCAGCUACGACAACAAGAUUCUCACAAGCGCGCGGAAUGGGGAUCUCAUUAUGUGGGAUCUCAACAGGGCUGGCAACGCCAAAUACGAAAGAAAGACGAAGAAUCAUAUUCGUUCGAUUCACAAGUUGUCCUGCUCCACUAUUGUACCAUACUACUGCGUUACAGGCUCUGCUGAUGGUGAUAUGCGUGUCUGGGAUCUUCGAGACAUGUCCAAGUCCCUCUUGAAGAUCCACCAUCCAACCUCAGUUCGCUCUGUUGUCUUCUCACCGUGUCUAUCCCAUCCCCUUCAAGCUGUCGUGGGUCUUGACAACGGAUCAAUCUAUCGUUGGGAUCUUCAAAUGGGUCAGAGGGGUCAGCUCGAUAGAUUGCCUGUAGCCCAUGCAGGUCCAAUUCUUGCAUUGGACUGGUGUAGCACCCCGGCUGCCAACAAUGUCGGUGAUGUUGUUGGUGCCGAUCGGAGCUGGAUAGUCAGCGGAGGUUUGGAUCACACCGUCAAAGUCUGGGACCUCACCACAUCUGGCACGUCCGCUCAUAUUGCGCAUCAGCCUACCUAUACCCUUCAUCCGUCAUUCCCCGUACGCCGGGUACUCUGGCGUCCCGAGUACCCCUCCGAGCUCGCGAUCGUGUCCAAUGAGGACUUUGGCGGAGGCACCGAGCUAUUAGCCAGUCCUCGACUACAGUCCGCAACUCCAGCAUUCAUUAGUGCCUCCAGUUCUGUCACGGACGCCACUAAAGACAAGGACUCCAAAGGUAACGGGGCAGACGCCGUGGAGAUAUGGGAUGUAAGACGCGGCUGGAUUGCUAAAUGGACUGUCGAAGCGAGCGCCUCGGAAGGGGGAGUAACAGAUGCCACAUUCCGCGACUCACAUGCGCUUUGGGUCCAGCAUGCAUCCGGAACAUUUGCUCAAGUCGACUUGCGUAGGUCUGUACGCCCUGUUGAUGCUGUUCCGCGCGUGGCGCUGUCUUGGCAUGUUGGUGUCAAUGGGGAUACCGACGGGACAUUGGCUUUUGUCUCGGACAGAAGAACAAGAUGGGAAGUGCCCUACGAUGAUAUCCACCCUGACAAACGGCAUGUACUUCCUGAACGAAAGCUCAAACUCAAAUGCCUUGGUGAUAAGCCUCGCAUGCCUUUUCUGCAAAAUAUGGGUACAUAUGUAUGCGGAAGGCUUCGAAAUACGGAAACUGGAGGACUUUUUGAGCAUCUCGCAAGGAAGUACCUUGUCGAGUUUGACGGGAGGAACAGGGCUGCUGUUUGCAAGGCAAACGCCGAGGUGUCUAUUCAAGCGGGAAGCAUUCGCGCAGCACAAGUAUGGCUGCUGCUUGGCUCUCUACUUACUGAUGUCAUUCCAGAGUUUAUAAAACCUUCACCUCAUUCGGAGAACAGCUACCAGAUCAUCCCACACCUCACGCACUCUAAUUCGGCUCCGGCUGCCUUUCCUACAGUUGGCACAAACUCUGGAUCUCAUGCCUCGGGUUCCACCUCGAAACCCGCCUCAAAGCGUGGCGCCUCGUCAGAUUCUGUCUCCAAGAUGAUCCAACAGAUACGCCCCAACUCUAGUUCCCCCGCCAAGUCACGUAUCACCAGUCAAUCUCAAUCUCUACCCCAAGAUCAGCGUUCCACGUCGAAAAACAGCAACGGAACCUCUGCAUCGAGAGAACGUUCUGGGGAGCGAGAAGCCCCACCCGCAACCAAACCACCUCCAAAUUCACGAAACUUAACCCCUGCGUCAUCCACAUCCUCAUCGCCUCGUCACAUUCCCGCUUCCCUUCCGCCAGCACCAGCACUCCCGCCUUCGACGACCAUGACGCCUGUUACGAUAACACCCCGCCGUCCAUCUGUUCUUAUUUCCACCCCGGCAUUGGCGCAAGGACAAGGACAUAUAAGGCGGCCGUCUGUGUAUAGUCGUGCGUCUGCAGCCCACAGCGAGAGCCCCAGCGCACCUAGUAUCAGUGCGAGCGACCGAAGCCUCCGCCACGUAGGCGAAGGUGCUCUGGAUGACUCGGAUUCGUCAGACGGCGAACACUUGGUCAGCGCUGACGCCCCGGACAGUCACAGUGAAAACGAGGCAGACGUACCGCCCGAGAUUCCUCUGCGACCCAUAAUGUCGAAGUCGAGAAGUCUUAGCAUGGGCCGCACAGGCCCGGCGCAUCCCAGCCCACUCUCCAGACUCGCUGGGCAGCGUUGGACGGAGGAUGAGGAUGAUGGUGGUAAGGAGCAUGGGGACGACGAGGCUAGUCCGUCGCCUGGGUCGACUGAUACUGAUGGCGAAGGACAUAGCGGUCGUGACUCGGAGUGCAGUACUAGACCACAGACGAUCAGGGUAAAAGCAGCAUCUGUGUCGAGGACACGACCCAGGAAGAACUCGGCUGCCAAGCGACUGAAGAGCCGUACGCGAAGUGCCACCGUUGCUGCUCUUGCUGCAUCAUCACCAUCUCCUGUGUACACAGUGUCCGAGAGUCCUCAUUUGGCGAAACAGGCGAGCCAUAGUAGCAUUCGUACUGUUACUGCUGGGUCUGUCCAACAGGAGCAAAAUUCUGGGCUUGGGCAUCAUGAUGAGGAUGCCAUGCAGGCGGACGCAGAGUCAGAUGAAUACCAAGCCUGGCAUGAUAUGACUGAAUCUAGACGUCACGCUGUGAUGGAGGAAGAAGCCCAGCUCCGCGAGGCAGCAUGGCACGCACUUCGAGACGCGCUUGAAGAAUUCGCAGAAGCAGGUGAUGUUCAGAUGUGCGCUAUGCUGGCGCUCAUUGCAGCUAAGGAACUGGAGAUCAGCCGGAGGAGAGGUUUGCAAUUCUUAGAGGCAUAUAUAGAACUACUCACUCGCCUCCGACUGCACACCUGUGCUGCUUACCUGCGUAAAUGCAGCGAUUUCGAAGAUGUUACAAGUACCACUAAGCUCGAAACCGUCGUUUACACCGCCUGUGGACGUUGUCGAAAGGCAAUCAUCCUCUCUCGCCCUCGAACAGUGACAGGGGCGCACGCAUUAUGUACGACAUGCAAGAGUGCAGUUGUAAGGUGUUCGAUAUGUCAUCUUCCCGUUCGCACACUCCUUUUCCAAUGUUCUGUGUGCAUGCACGGAGGACACCAAGAGUGCUACAGGCGAUAUUACAUGGAACGCCCGAUGGUCGAUAUCCCAGCCCCUUCAUCUGCACGAGGGCGUUCGCUGAUCAGAGAACGAGAUGAUGACGUAGAGGAGGGAGAAGAGGUCACCAGCUCUGAGGGCUGGCGGGAGAGGACACUGGCGGGUCAUCCGUGUGCAGCUGGAUGCGGGCAUUAUUGCUGGGCAGCUGUGGGUGGGCACCUAGGCGGAGAGGAAGCUUCAUGAGCAGUCGGUCUAGGAACGAUUUGACUCUACAAUGCAACUUCACCAGCAAAGAUGAGAAUGUCUAUCUACGACGGGUUUCCCUACAGACUGUAGUGUGCCACGAAUAAAUUACUUUGUCACAGGGGAAAAUCACGCCUGCUACUGCCACUCAGCCUGGCCUCCGGGCGGACCCAAAGUCAGGAUAGUUCCGUC